This is a messenger RNA of Rhodotorula graminis WP1, 616 nucleotides long. RefSeq lists its product as uncharacterized. Lineage: Eukaryota; Fungi; Basidiomycota; Microbotryomycetes; Sporidiobolales; Sporidiobolaceae. The record is from RefSeq and is a predicted model, not a curated record. Bases 24 to 461 code for a protein of 145 amino acids. The transcript has 5 exons.
CUCGCUGUGCACCUGCUGCCAACAUGGACAAGAUCAAGCACGCCCUCCACCUCGACGACAAGACGGACGACCCGGUCGAGUACCGCAAGUGGGUCGACGACGCCCGCGACAAGCACACCGCCGAGGAGGCCCGCGCAGACGCCCUCGCCGCCGAGCGCGAGGCCGAACAGCGUGCCCACCCGUCCCACGCCCACACGCUCGAGCCUGUCCAGGCGCACGAGCUCAGCUCGAUGCCCCACCGCCCGGCGCUCGAGGAAGCUGUCGAGGGCCACAAGACCGUCACCCCGGGCGAGGUGACCCGUCCCGACCUCGAGGGCGUGACCCACAUCCCCGAGAGCGAGCUCCCGGAGCGCAAGCCUCGUAUGGAGAGGACGGCUCUCAGGCCUAGCGAUCCCAACGAUGAAAACUCGAUGGACGGCGCCGCGUCGUACGGCACGGCCGGUGACGACCGCGCCAUCUGAGCGUCGAGCGGCAGCAGCGCAGGAGAGCGAGACGGGCGGGCACGAGCGGGAACGAGGUUCGCGCGAGGAGGACGAGGUCGGAGCGCUUGAGGUGGGACGACGGGUCGAGGACGGUUCGUACGAGGACAGACACUGCAUCCAUGUCAUUACUGUAC